CUCUGAUCUGGAGCUGAUGAAAAUUAUGAUAAUUAUUUCGUAUGUUUUUCUUUUCAAGUUCUGAAUUAUUUCGAUCCUAAUUUUAAUACCUACUAACUAGAAUUUAAUAUCUAAUAUGGUAAAAUACAAUUACUUUGCAAGAUUACUUCACGAUAGUAAUACGGACGUAGUCUGAUGGUGAUGAUGGGCCAACUUACUUUUCUACUAAGUUUAUGUUCUUGUGGAGUAAAUCAUAAGGAUUAAAGGGCCUCUUCUAGUAUAUUUCUAUGUUCUAUGUCAUGUACACUUUAUAGUACGACUUAUAACAACAAUCAUAUAUGUAGGAAUAUUUUGGUUUAAAUUAAGUUCUGCUCGUUGAGAUUAUCUGAAAAGUUCGAAGCUUAAAGUACAAAGAUAUUAUGCAAUACUAUAGUUAUUUGUCACAUAUAUUAUGUUUAUAACUUUAUCAGAUUGAGAUUUUUAUCUUGUUUAUUUAUUUUACAAGAACAAUUUAGAUAGAGUUCUAUGAUGCUGUUGAAUAGUCACAUACAAAUUCAAUGAAGAUGUUCGUUUUUAUCUAAAGCUAUACAUUCCGUUUAUACCAAACAUUUCAGACAAGUGAACACGGAACUUGAUUUUUUUUAAUAUACUGGCAAUAACAAAUACUGUUUCUUUUCUUAUUUAAGUACUACUCUAUUCAAUUGCAGAUUUAAAAAAAGUUUUAGCUUUAUUUCACUCAGUGAUUAGAGCACUCGCCUGGCUCGAAUCUUAUCUUAGGGUGCCAGGGACCAAGUGGAUUUUAUAAGCAUUUUUUAUUAAGAAUAAUAUUUACUGUAAAUAAUCUCCAGUUAAAUGCUAAAAAAACGAAAUAUAUAAAAUUUAUGUUACCUAAUGUAAAAGUUGAACUUACAGAAAUUAUACUUAAUGAUGAAAAGCUCGAUUUGGUUGAUUCAACAAUAUUCUCAGGUGUAACGCUGGAUUCUAAAUUGCAAUGGCAUCCUAACAUUUCAUUAUUGGCAGGAAAACUAAGUUCAGCUGCCUUUGCGAUAAAAAAAAUUAGGCAACUUAUAGAUGUAGAUACCUCUAGGACAGUAUACUUUAGUUAUUUCCAUAGCGUUAUGUCAUAUGGCAUUCUGGUGUGGGGUAUGGCUGCAGAUAAAGAGUCUAUAUUUAUUUAUUUUCUUCUCGGUACAAGGUCUCCCGCCGUAGAUUUACGAACCGAUGGCGUAGCUCUCGAUGUAACAGCCUAGACUGAAUAAAUAAUUUUGAUUUGAUUUGAUUUAUUAUUUUUCUUAAUAUAUUAAAUGUGAUCCAUUAAAAUAAAUUACCGUAAUACAACUUAUUUCUAUCAUACAUUAUUUUUUCAAUACGCAAGCAACAUGAAAUAUUUAAAACAGUGUCAUUCAAAUAAAAAAUUCAAUCAUUCGGAUAUUGAGAUAACCAGAAGAUAAACGCAGAAUCUUUUGAAUCAAUACAAAGAGAUAUACAACAGUAUAUGCCGCGCCGACAAAAGCGUAACAAAUUACAUAUUCGGAAACGGUUAUUGUUUUACCAUUGAACAAAAGAGGUUUAUAAAUAAAAAGUGUAAAAAUGACAUCAGACCAAGAUGGUAUUUUGAACAAACCUAGUGAGUAUGCUUUGUCAUUCGAGUGGAGCAGCCAACGUCAGGGCGUAAUCCUAUCUUCUUUUUUCUGGGGAUACGUUAUCCUGCAAAUACCUGGUGGAGAGUUGGCAGCGAAGUUUGGUAGCAAGCUUCUAAUCAUUAUUUGCAUCGCAGUUAACUCCGCCAUUUCUAUACUCAUUCCUGUAAGCGCUGGUUUAGGCGGAUGGCAAUUGGUAUGUGCCUGCCGCGUGUUGCAAGGAUUGUCACAAGGAUUUCUGUAUCCAUCAAUGCAUAAUAUAAUUGGAAAAUGGAUUCCACUGCAAGAGAAGAGCAGUUUAGGCACUAUUAUUUAUUCAGGUACAAAAGUAGCCCGACAAUACUAUGUAUCCGCGCGGUGUCUCGUGCGGUCAUGGAGCGAGUGUGUCGACGUUGUCGCGGCCCUCGGUCGGUGCCGAGCUCCGCUCCUCCUCCUCUUCACCCCAUGCCCCGGGCUCGCCCGCGUGCGCGCGGGCAGUGCCCAUCUCGGUACAGCGCUUCAAUUAUUAGUGUCGGGCUACAUAGCCCAGUACUGGGGAUGGCCGGCAAUCUUCUACGUGAACGGCACUCUAGGUAUAUUGUGGACGGUUUUCUAUAUCUUCAUUGGAUCAGCGUCGCCAAAGACUUCAGGUAUUAUCAGUGAAGAAGAGAAGGUCUAUAUUGAGACGUCGCUUGGACAUGUCGGUGUGCAAAAGAAAAUGAAAACUCCGUGGAAGUCAAUCUGUACAUCCAUCCCCUUCAUCGCGCUAAUAAUUGCACACUGUGGUCAAAACUGGGGUUUCUAUACUCUUUUGACCGAGAUGCCUUCUUAUAUGAAGCAGGUGCUUGGUGUUGAUAUUAAAGCUAACGGGGUGAUGUCAGCACUUCCCUAUAUAGCUAUGUAUGUGUUAAGCUUCCCACUGGGCUUUAGUGCAGAUUAUAUUUUGAAAAAGAAUUGGCUGAGCAUUACUGCUUGUAGAAAAAUAUCAAACUCUAUAGGUCAAUGGGGUCCAGCUCUUGCUCUCAUUGGACUAUCGUACGCACCUGCAGAUACUGCAAUAGCAGUAGCCAUCUUGACAGCAGUAGUGGGUUUGAAUGCGGGACACUACACUGGAUAUAUGUUGGUGCAUAUCGAUAUGUCGCCCAACUUCGCCGGCCCCCUGAUGGGCAUCACCAAUUGUAUCGCUAACAUCAUAUCCAUGAUCGCACCUCUCAUAGCUGGAGCCAUUCUCGUAGAUCAGUCAUUCUUUGAUUGGAACAGCCAGCGUCAAGGGGUAAUACUAUCCUCGUUUCUGUGGGGAUACGUUAUCCUGAAAAUACCUGGUGGAGAGUUGGCCGCAAAGUUUGGUAGCAAGCUUCUCAUCAUUAUAUGCAUUGGUGUUAACUCUGUCGUUUCUAUGUUCAUACCUAUAAGCGCUAGUUUAGGUGGCUGGCAAUUGGUAUGUGCCUGCCGCGUGUUGCAAGGAUUAUCACAGGGAUUUCUGUAUCCAUCAAUGCAUAAUAUUAUUGGAAAAUGGAUUCCAAUACAAGAAAAGAACAGUUUAGGAACUAUUAUAUACUCAGGUCACUGGGGUCCAGCAAUUGCUCUCAUCGGACUGUCUUAUGCACCUGCAGACACUAUCAUAGCCGUCUCCGUCCUAACAGCAGUAGUAGGCUUAAACGCUGGACAUUACACUGGCUAUAUGUAUGUAUUGGUGAUUAGAAUAUUCCACCUUUUAAACAUCGUUUUCGACCAACAGUUGGUGCAUAUAGACAUGUCUCCGAACUUCGCCGGCCCCAUGAUGGGUAUCACCAACGGCAUCGCCAACAUGACCGAUCAGAAUCAAUGGCGAGCUGUCUUCUAUAUGGCAUCAGCCGUAUAUUUUAUUACAAAUUUAAUAUUUGUCAUCUUUGGGACUAGCAAGUUGCAGGAAUGGAAUGAGUCUAGCAUAGACGAGAGCAAAAGUAAAGAAAAACCAAUUGGAUUCCGACACCUACAAGUCGUCUUUUGGUUCCUUGCUAUGACUCUGGGUUUCAUCUACAGAGUUAAUAUAAGUAUGGCUCUUGUGGCUAUGACUGAUUCGACUAAGGAAGAUGCGUUUGAUUGGUCAGUGAGUUCCCAGAGUACAAUUUUAUCGUCUUUCAUGUGGGCAUACGUGAUCAGCCAGUUCCCUGGAGGAGAGUUGGCUGCCAAGUUUGGAGGAAAGCUCCUUCUUGUACUAUGCAUUUCUUCUAAUGUUAUCGUAUCAUUUCUCACACCAACAUGCGCCUACUCUGGUGGUUGGCAGCUUGUAUGUGUUUGCCGAGCCAUCCAAGGAUUUGGUCAAGGAGUGCUAAUGCCAUGUAUGCAUAAUCUCAUCGGUAAAUGGGUACCGUUAGAAGAGAAAAGUCGCCUAGGAACUUUUGUAUAUGUUGGUGGUCAUUUCGGGAUGGGCUUACAGAAUUUCGUAUCAGGAUACAUAGUUAGCCGUUGGGAUUGGCCUGCUAUAUUCUAUGUGAAUGCCGUUGUUGGUAUAGUUUGGCUCAUUCCCUUCAUUAUAUUUGGAUCUGACUCACCAUACACGUCCAGAUGGCUCAGCAAAGAGGAAAAGGAUUAUAUUCUAACCUCUUUGGGCCAAACCGGUGUGCAAAAGAAACUUAGAACCCCAUGGAAAAAGAUGUGGACUUCUAUGGCUUUUAUAUCGUUGAUAGUAGCGAAUUGCGCGCAAAAUUGGGGCCUUUGGACUUUGAUGACUUUGAUGCCUAUGUAUUUGAGUCAGGUGCAAGGGGUGGACAUAAAGUCAAAUGGUUUGAUGUCUGCCAUACCUUACCUGGGAAUUUUAAUUAUGAGUUUUCCAUUUGGCUAUAUAGCAGAUCUUGUGAUAGAGAAAAAAUGGAUGAGUUUGACUGUGACAAGAAAGAUCUUUAAUAGUAUAGGUGCCUUCGGUCCUGGACUUGCCCUUAUUGGUUUGUCCUAUGCACCUGCUGAUGUUAAUAUUGCAGUGACGCUGCUGACUCUAGUAUUGGCACUGAAUGCUGGACACUUUACUGGAUACUUGCUAGGUCACAUUGAUAUGGCUCCAAACUUCACGGGCACCAUGAGUGGAAUUACAAAUGGCUUCGCUAACGUCCUGUCUAUAUUUGCACCUUUAGCCGCUGGUUUCAUUUUGAAAGAUGAGACGAAUCCUGACGAUUGGCGCAAAGUAUUCUACUUAUCUUCAGGCCUGUAUAUCGGCUGCAAUACAUUUUAUAUCAUAUUCGGCAGCAGCAAGAGACAGAAAUGGAAUGAGCCUGAAGAAGAAAAAUCGGGUCUGUAUAAUAAGAUUAUUGUAAUAAUUAUAUAA
Molecule: messenger RNA, 4899 nt
Organism: Diatraea saccharalis (sugarcane borer)
Lineage: Eukaryota; Metazoa; Arthropoda; Insecta; Lepidoptera; Crambidae
Source: the annotation of a GenBank genome assembly